Messenger RNA from Osmia lignaria (orchard mason bee), 4136 nucleotides. Lineage: Eukaryota; Metazoa; Arthropoda; Insecta; Hymenoptera; Megachilidae. The record is from RefSeq and is a predicted model, not a curated record.
AUGCGGCCGCGGGAGAAACCAGAAGCCGAGCGCGACCGAGUGUACGCGAACUUCGUCGAACGACACUGAUCAUCAACCCCCACCACAUCGUACCGGACCAUCGUCUCCCCACUCCCCGCGCGGGAGAUCAGUCGCGUCACGCACGUAAGAGAGAUUGGGUGUUGUUGCUCGCUUACUCGUUUAUUCUCUCUCGCUCAACUUAGAGGGGGCACUUGUUGAAUUUCAGGGGUUACGUUUUAGGUUUUUUGAAUGAAACUUUUGAUAUAUCGUUACAUAUCAACCGACUGACCGCAAAAUUCUCUUCCACGCGAACCGAUAUCACCUAUAUCGUAACUUCUUAUUAUUUUAAUUUAACGUUCAAAAUAUGAAUUUAUCCCUAUAAUUCUCUUAUUUAUAUUUGCUCGAACGUCCAAAGCUUGCUUUAUAAAUUAGUCUAUGUCUACCGUUUUCACUAGCUAGCAAACUGACCGUUUGUGUACGGAUUUAGGGGAUUAGCCGACGGUAACAAAACAUAACUGACCCAGUGCAAGUGCACUAGCAUAAGACUGACGUUCAUUCUUUGAAAUAUGAUCUUUCACCCUCGAUACCUUUCCGCACGUUUCUCUUUUAUACCUGCGGUUUGGUCAUUUUAUUUAAGACCAUUCACUAUAACUUUACGCCUUCCCCAACAUCGUUAGUGGUAUUUUAAGCGUUGUAUUAGAAUUUCCAGAAGCUGAUUCAAAAUUAUGUCGUUUACGUAUACCGAAUAAAUAUUGAUAAUACAUUUCAUAAUAUUAAUAAUGUUAAUUUGUCUAACAAAAUAAUAUAGAACAGAAAUAAGUUCAAAUAAUCUUAUGUAAAUAACUUUAGCAUCUGGUUCAAAUAUAAUUAAACUCGCGCGAAAUGAAAUGUGACGUUACGAAAGCAUAUCCUGCGUACAUCGACAAAAGGGGUCGUAAAUAACGCUUUUAAACUCGCACGUUAUACUGCUAAGCUCCUUUUGUCAGUUGAGCACAUUGUACUCGACAAAUGUUUACGAACAGCCGCAAAGUAGCGAAACGAUCAGGGUGACAGAACCGUCGCCUCCACCGUCGCCGGCAGCGGGGGUUGAAACGCGCAGUUUUCGUGCGGGUUUUCAGCAAGCGCGACAGAUUGAAAGGGGAAAGGCACGGUCCGAUUUCACCCGCGAGCUUUAAUUGCCUAAUUACGUUAACGCUCGAUUUUCGUGACGUGUCGACGAACCACGCGGGUUAAAUGAUUCCGUUAGUUUCAUGGAAAUUUCGCGCAUACUCUUCAUCCCCGAUUAAAAUAUGACCGCGCGAUUAUACAGCUACUUUUUUCCAUUUCAAAGCGGAAGCUAAUACAUCUGCCAAUUCAUUUUUAAUUAUGCGACAUUCCAUUUUAAUAUUCGAUACAUCAAACGUUUCAAUUAGAUAUUGAUGAUUGGAAAAAUAGAAAUUUCAAAUAAAAUAUUUAAUUAGUUCAUAUAUUGGCAAUCAACGGUUAACAAAUUAAUGUAUGAAUAAUUGCGAUCAGGAUGCCCAGCCAAAAUUCGUAGUAUUAUUAGUCGGACACGAACAGUUUAUGCAUGAUUUAAUGACAUAAAGGUGUCACGUCAGAUGUUGCUUAAAUUCUUGUAAAAAUAACUAUAUACCUAUCAUCAAUCAUUUGUGUACAAAAUGGCUGAGUUAGGUUUGGCUGGUUGUCAGUUACAGCAAACAAUCAAUCAGAGUAAAAAUCGGUUUUUCUUUUUUCGACAGAUUGAAAUUAGAAUAUUAUAAAAGUUUCGUAAGAUUUAAAAAAAAAUGCAGGUUAUGGAAAAAAAAAAGAAAACAAUGAAUGUUAUAGCGUUUCAAUUUCAAUAUUAAAGUUACAAGUUCAUCGACAUGGACGGUAGAUUACAGCUGACCAUUGCAAAAAAUUUGCUACCUCAUCAAAUCUUUGUUAUAUAGAACCUUCUUAACUAGGAAAUCGGUGCACAAUUUUAAUCUAACUUUAUAAUUAAUUCUAUCUUACUUGCAAUAGUAUCUACAGUUUUUAUUAUUUUUCGCUGGUUAGCUGGAAAAAUUAAUUAUUUAUUGGUGCAUAGCCCAAUUCAUUAAGAAACUUUUGAUAACGGCAAGGAUAUAAAUUAAUCGUAAAAACAUAUUACAUCGUAAUAUCAUUAAGUGCAAACUAGGGCAGACGGGAAAUGAUCAUUUCAGAAGUUACAUCCAUUGUUCCAACAUUGUUUGAAACUACGCUACAGCCAAUUCCAGUUCUAGCUCGAAAUUGUAACCCCCAACACAAUGGUGAAAUUGUAUUCGGAUAUCGCGUUCAUAGAACAAACCUAGGGUCAAAUUAUUGCCUAAAUCAUGACCUUUUAUACCUAUUGCAACAUUCCAGCAAGUAUCCAUACGUUCCACAAUUUAUAAUCCACAAUAUCGAACGGUAGCAAUUUUUAUUCGUAUUAUUCGAGCAACUAUUUUGCCAGGGGGUAUUUUUAUUGCGAUUUUUACGACGCUUCCUUCCGCCUCCUUCCCAUCGAUUCUGUUAUUUUAAAAAAAGGGGUGAAAGCGUUCGAUCCAUCCGACGGCGAACCUUCGCAUCACCUCAUAAACUUUGAAAACAUUUCUUAUAACCGGCGGAUAUUUUGCGGGGGUGGGAUUCCUGGCAGGGCUUAUCACGGCUGAGAUUUACUUGCUCCAGCGACAAGCUACAAAAGUAUUAAAAUAUCGCGUGAAUAGCGCAUUCUCCUAUCCUCUAUAGAAUAGGGGUGGUUUCGUGAAACAUCACUUUCUUUUUUAGCAUACCUUUCGAAGGAUAGAAUCUUUUCUACGUUAAACGUUUUUGUAAACAAUUUAAUAGAGGAACGAGGAAAAGACAUUUCUUUAUUUCAUAGUUAUUUCGAGUACAAAUGAAAUAUCAAAUAAAUGCGAACUCCUUGGUAUCGAAGGGGUUGAAGAGAAUUGCAAAUCGUUGAAAAGAAUAUUCGGCGAGACCGAUCGAGACGGGUCGAAGUCUCAACAAGGGUGUUCCGUCGCGUAAAGACAUGAAACAUGGAAAUACCGAUACCGCAUCUGAUCCCGUUCGAACAAACGUGGAGCGCAGAGGGGCUGAAGGGGAUGGCACAGGACGAAGACGUAGGAAGGCGCAAGGGUAGCACGGAGAGACGCGUACCUCACCUGGCAUACCGUGAGAGUAUCGCGACACAUUUUGAUCGAAUUCUUCUCGAGGUCGAGGAAUGCUGGUAUCUCCGCUCUCGUUUGCAUUCGGAAAGAAAUUCUCUGCACGAUGUACGAAGACACGGAGGAUGCGUCGGACAUUCACGAGGACUUCUUCAACGCGUUGGCUUUGCUGCAUUCGACGGAGGAUAAUAGCACGGAGAAACUUCGGAAAAUGUUGGACGUGAUUUUAGAAAGGAAAUAUGGUUUUGAGAAAACUUUGAUGGCCAGACUGCCAAAGAAAUUUCUUCGUAGCACGAAAAUCUCUGGUAAAUCCGAGAAUCGCGAGGAUGUCGCGUCCUGUAGGACAGGAAGUACCCCUCAGAGAGCUAUCGAUCUGUCUGUUGCAAAUAAUUCAACAGAUAGUAAUUGGGGGAGUAUAAAAGUGUUCGAUGCAGAUUUUGAGGACUACAGCGAGAAAGGGGACAUCCCAAGGAUAUCUAUUCCUGAUGAGGGCUCCGGAGAUGGACUUCUAUGCAAGGUCUGUAAUGGAGCAAAAUUAGGACCCUUGAUUCUGCUCGAGUGUCAAGAGUGUCAAGAAGUGUAUCAUCCUCUGUGCCAUCAGCCUCCUGUCGUCGACGUCGACGUUUAUGACCCUAGAAUCGUGUGGAGAUGUAGAAAAUGUAUAAACACUUCAAUCUUUUCUCCCGGUACUUUCGAUGAAGAGAAACUAAAGAGAACUUGUCCAUUCAACGACACCAAUAAACUUGAAGAAGUUUCUGUUAAAGAAGACACGUUGGAGAAAUUGAACGGCGGUCAUUCGAAAAAUGAAACGACUGUCGCUGUUCAAACUUUGAUGGAUUGCAAUGUAGAAGAUACAUUGAAUGCAAAACCCCUUAUGACCCAAAAGAUGUCGAGGAAUGUACCCUCGAGUCAGUUGAGAAAACGAAUCGGAUCGAAACUUUCGGUAACCCGUUCUGUAAUUAAAUAAUCAUAGAUUUUUUUAUUUCUAAA